This is a messenger RNA of Daucus carota subsp. sativus, 1022 nucleotides long. RefSeq names its product glucuronoxylan 4-O-methyltransferase 3. Gene Ontology annotation, biological process: plant-type secondary cell wall biogenesis; xylan biosynthetic process. Bases 122 to 958 code for a protein of 278 amino acids. The record is from RefSeq and is a predicted model, not a curated record. Lineage: Eukaryota; Viridiplantae; Streptophyta; Magnoliopsida; Apiales; Apiaceae. Gene Ontology annotation, molecular function: glucuronoxylan 4-O-methyltransferase activity. Gene Ontology annotation, cellular component: Golgi apparatus. The transcript has a single exon.
CCACCCCUGCAUCUACAAUUCUCCUCCAAACUUGUUCCAAAGUAGUUCAUCUCCCAUAUCUUCCUUUACCCUUAAGAAAGUCUUAUCACAUCCAUUUUCAGAUCUCAUUCAACAAAACAACAUGAAACUACCCAAAACCCAGACCCCUCUGGUCAAUCUCAAACUCAUUCUUACCGGCUCAUUCGUGCUCUUGCUCCUCAUAUUGAUUCUGAGAUCAAAGUCAUCAUCAACAUCGUUGAAUAAUUAUGUGCCAGCUGCAGCUCAAGAUAUUCCGACAAAGUGCACAAAAAUUCCACCGUCCCUGUCCCAAGCACUAGUCCACUACGCAACAUCAAACAUAACACCCCAACAAACCCUAGAAGAAAUUUCGGUCAGCCUGAGGAUCCUGGACAGGAAAUCCCCAUGCAACUUCCUCGUAUUCGGGCUAGGCCACGACAGUCUCCUCUGGACCUCACUGAACCACGGAGGCCUCACCGUCUUCCUCGAAGAAGACGAGUCCUGGAUCAAACAAAUCCAGGCAAAAUUCCCUUCCCUCAAAUCCCACCAUGUCAUCUACGACACUGUUAUGACACAAGCAGAUGAUCUCCUCACUGCAUCAUUAUCAGACAAGGAAUGCAGCGCGGUGACUGAUCCUCGGGACUCGAAAUGCAGGUUAGCUCUGAAAGGGCUGCCGAAGCAGGUGUAUGAAGUGGAGUGGGAUGUGAUCAUGGUGGAUGCACCCACGGGGUACCACGACGGGGCUCCGGGGAGAAUGAGCGCGGUCUACACCGCAGGACUGAUGGCGAGGAACAGAGAACAGGGGGAAACGGAUGUGUUUGUGCAUGAUGUGAAUAGAGUUGUGGAGGAUAAAUUUUCUAAGGCCUUUCUGUGUGAAGGCUAUUUGACACAACAGGAAGGAAGGCUCAGGCAUUUUAGUAUUCCGAGUCAUAAGACUCGUUCCAGGCCCUUUUGUCCUUGAUUAUUAUUUCCCCACUUAUUUCUUUUCUUCUUAAUUGAUAAUAAUGAGGAAUUUCUUCUUGUUU